AUGGACGAAAAUGCGCUCUUCAAAUACUUUUCUAGCGGUUGCUUCGGCCUCAAAGAUUUCUUCCGACCUGUGGAAGAUUGGGAAAACAUUGUCAGUCUUUCUGCCAAUUUUUCUGGGGCCGAGUAUACUCCUGAGAUCCUGAAGGGCUUCAAAAACGAUCAGCUUCAUGAGCUUUGGUAUGUUCUUUUGAGGCAUAAGAAUCUUAUCCGAACGGAAAAGUACGAAGCAUGGAGAAAGAAGAAGACCUAUGAAUACAAAGUAGACCCAGAAGAAAUUGUCUCUCAUAGUAUGUUCAAUAUCAAAGAAGAAAUAAAAAGGAGGAAUCAAACUGUCGAGCGGAAGCGAAGAAGACCGCGGAGAAUGGAGAUGACAACUCUUUACGAUACGUCUGGAAUCGGCAGUGGUAGUGAAGUCGAGCUUGAUGCUCAUGUUCUGCCCCCAACAUCAGAGUCUCCAAAAGGCUAUCCUGAGAAUAUGGACACGCAUCACAUUAAUAACUACUAUCCAAUGGAUGUUGAGCAGCCAGCUGCGAUAUCUUUCUACGACAAGAAUGAUAUGGAUAAAAUGUCACUUCAAGAAGACGCGGCGAUGCAGGAGCACUACUUCUUCGCUAAAAUUAAUAAAAUGUGGACACAUUAUAAAGGCAAGCAGUCGCAAAUCCUUUCGCCCGAAGAGUAUCAAAAUAGACUUGAAGAUGGCUAUUAUCCAGAAGAAGUUCCAGACUGGUUCCGCGAUAUGUUCAUGCACGAUGAUAUGUGGACGUACGGGAUCUGGGCGCAGCACGGCGUCCUCGCCCACAAAGAAGUCUUCUCCGGCCAAAAAGAAAGACCUUUCCUUGCUCGAGACUAUGCUAAUGAAAAGCGCCCGUAUAACUAA
This is a messenger RNA of Oikopleura dioica, 876 nucleotides long. The record is from the annotation of a GenBank genome assembly. NCBI's taxonomy places the organism in Eukaryota, Metazoa, Chordata, Appendicularia, Copelata, Oikopleuridae.